Manis pentadactyla (Chinese pangolin) is the source of this 2903-nucleotide messenger RNA. It is a transcript of the gene TMTC4, whose product is annotated as transmembrane O-mannosyltransferase targeting cadherins 4. Gene Ontology annotation, molecular function: mannosyltransferase activity; protein binding. The record is from RefSeq and is a predicted model, not a curated record. Gene Ontology annotation, cellular component: endoplasmic reticulum. The coding region runs from base 214 to 2439 and encodes 741 amino acids. Lineage: Eukaryota; Metazoa; Chordata; Mammalia; Pholidota; Manidae. Gene Ontology annotation, biological process: endoplasmic reticulum unfolded protein response; protein O-linked glycosylation via mannose. The transcript is spliced from 18 exons.
GUGUGAGCGCGGCGCGCGUGGCGAGCUGCGGGCGGCGCGCGGCUCGGGCGGGGGCGCGGCGCGGGGUCCCUCCCGCUGCCCUGCUCUGGGCGGGCCCGACAGCCGCCGGAGUUUCCGCCCCCGGGUGGGAGAUGCGGCCGCCGCUCGGGCUCCUUGCAGAUUUCUAACCAGCAUAAUGCUGGAGCCAGAGGCUGGCAGGCUGCAGCUUUCAAAAUGGCCGAGUUGGACGCCAGUUUGGAUCACAUCAUUCCGUCUUCUGUCCUUCCUCCUUCCUGGGCUAAGCUGGUAGUGGGGUUUGUUUCCCUCUUGUGUUUCGCACGGAGCUACGAUGGAGAUUUCGUCUUUGAUGACUCUGAAGCUAUUAUUAACAAUAAGGACCUCCGAGCAGAAACGCCCCUUGGGGACCUGUGGCAUCAUGACUUCUGGGGAAGCAGGCUGAGCAGCAACACCAGCCACAAAUCCUACCGACCUCUCACCGUGCUGACCUUCAGGAUUAACUACUAUCUGUCUGGAGGCUUCCACCCCACGAGUUUCCAUGUGGUCAACAUCCUCCUGCAUGGUGGCAUCUCUGUCCUCAUGGUGGACGUCUUCUCUGUGCUGUUCGGGGGCCUGCAGUAUACCAGUAAAGGCCGGAGAUUAAACCUGGCUCCCAGAUCGUCUCUGCUGGCUGCGCUGCUGUUCGCCGUGCAUCCCGUGCACACCGAGUGUGUUGCUGGUGUGGUCGGCCGUGCAGACCUCCUAGGCGCCCUGUUCUUCUUGCUCUCCUUCCUUGGCUACUGUAAAGCCUUUAGAGAAACAGGUAACAAAGAGGGGACACAUUCUACAGUCUGGGUGCUGCUGAGCAUCCUCCUGGGAGCGGUGGCCAUGCUGUGCAAAGAGCAAGGGAUCACCGUGCUGGGCUUGAAUGCAGUCUUUGACGUCUUGGUGACAGGCAAAUUGAAUGUCCUGGAUCUUGUCCAGAAGGUACUACACAAGGACAAGUCAUUAGAGAACAUUGGCGUGCUCAGGAAUGGGGGCUUCCUCUUCAGAAUGACCCUCCUGGCCUUGGGGGGUGCAGGGGUGCUCUACGUGCGCUGGAGAAUCAUGGGCACUGGCCCGCCGGCGUUCACCGAGGUGGACAACCCCGCCUCCUUUGCCGACAGCAUGUUGGUCAGGGCCAUAAACUAUAAUUACUACUAUUCGUUGAAUGCCUGGCUGCUGCUCUGCCCCUGGUGGCUGUGCUUUGAUUGGUCAAUGGGCUGCAUCCCCCUCAUUAAGUCAGCCGGCGACUGGAGGGUAAUGGCGCUAGCAGCACUCUGGUUCUGCCUAAUUGGCCUGAUAUGCCAAGCCCUGUGCUCUGAAGACAGCCACAGGAGAAGGAUCCUUACACUAGGCCUGGGAUUUCUCAUUAUCCCAUUUCUUCCUGCAAGUAACUUGUUCUUCCGAGUGGGCUUUGUGGUUGCAGAGAGAGUCCUCUACCUCCCCAGCGCUGGGUACUGCAUGCUGCUGACUUUUGGAUUUGGAGCACUCAGUAAACAUACUAAGAAAAAGAAACUAAUCACUGCUGUCGUACUGGGAAUUUUAUUUGUAAACAUGCUGAGAUGCAUGAUUCGCAGUGGUGAGUGGCGGAAUGAAGAACAGCUUUUUAGAAGUGCCCUGUCUGUGUGUCCUCUCAACGCCAAGGUUCACUACAAUGUUGGCAAAAAUCUGGCAGAUAAAGGCAAUCAGACAGCCGCCAUCAGAUAUUACCGGGAGGCUGUGAGAUUAAAUCCCAAGUAUGUCCAUGCCAUGAAUAAUCUUGGGAACAUCCUAAAAGAAAGGAAUGAGCUACAGGAGGCGGAAGGGCUGCUGUCUUUGGCUGUACAAAUUCAGCCGGACUUUGCUGCUGCGUGGAUGAAUUUAGGCAUAGUUCAGAAUAGCCUGAAACGGUUCGAAGCCGCCGAGCAAAGUUACCGGACAGCAAUCAAACACAGAAGGAAAUACCCGGAUUGUUACUACAACCUCGGGCGUUUGUACGCAGAUCUAAAUCGUCAUGUGGAUGCGUUGAAUGCGUGGAGAAAUGCGACCGUGCUGAAACCAGAGCACAGUCUGGCUUGGAACAACAUGAUCAUACUCCUCGACAAUACAGGCAAUCUGGCCCAGGCUGAAGCAGUUGGAAGAGAGGCACUGGAAUUAAUACCUAAUGACCACUCGCUGAUGUUCUCCUUGGCAAACGUACUGGGCAAGUCCCAGAAAUACAAGGAAUCCGAAGCUUUAUUCCUCAAAGCCAUUAAAGCUCAUCCCAAUGCUGCAAGUUACCAUGGCAAUUUGGCUGUGCUUUAUCAUCGCUGGGGACAUCUAGACUUGGCCAAAAAACACUAUGAGAUCUCCCUGCAGCUCGACCCCACUGCAUCGGGGACCAAGGAGAAUUAUGGUCUUCUAAGAAGAAAGUUAGAACAAAUGCAGAAGAAAGAUGUUUGACCCUUUUUCCUUCAUUUUUUGAGUCUGUGUGCAUGUCAUAUCCUAGUAUCAUGUGGUUAUGUUUAACCAUUUAAAAGUCUUAAUGUUUAUUUGAUUCCACUCUUUUUCUAUGAAAACUAAGACAUGCAAAAAGAUUAUAGCACCAGCAACACAGUCUUGAAUGCUUGAUGUGGUUUUUGCAUUGAAAUUGUAUUUUUUCAGAUAACUCACAUGUGCAUUCUAAAUCCCCACAAUGAAGUCUUUUUUAAAUAAGAAGAAGAAGAGAAAAAGAUGAUACAGAGCGACUUGCCACAAAUUAGAUGUGCAUUUGGGAUGUGAGAGGUGUUGUGUAAAGACUAGCGCUAUUAAACGUCAGUUGUGAACCACAGUGACAAACUGACUCCUACAAUUUAUAUAAAUAUUGAAUGUGUCUGUAUAUUAGAAUUUUUAUUUAAUGACAAGAAAGAGUAAAAAUUAAGAUUUUU